CGGCCUUGCCAGACUGUACUCGUUUUCUUAGGGUCGCGCCCGCGUCGGGUUUUCUUUGAAAAAAAAAAAAAAUCGUUUUUUAUUUUUUGUAUUAGUUUUUUUUUUCAAAUCGGUUCUUAGAAGAAAAUCUUAUUAAAAAAAAAAAUCACCAAAAUAGACCACGCGCCGUAAAACGAAACCGCGCGGGUAUUGUGCCGUCGGAAAAACCCGAGAAAAUUCGGACUUGGGAAAAAAAUUUCAAAAAACACACACACACGGCAAACGAUGGACGCGACGUUUUUUUCUUUAAUUUUUUUGUUGUAAUUUUGUGAAUUUUAUUAUUUAACUUUUUUUUUUUAUGUGAAUUUUACUUCAAUUUUACACGUCUAGCGCGUGUGUUAUACUUGGUUUAUUUUUCCUGUAAACAAUUUUUCGCUAAACUAUACAAAUCCAUUAAUUUUUUUUUUCAAUUUUUUUAAUCCUUUUUUUUGGAAUUUUUUUGUUCAUACAUGGUUUAAAUUUUUUUUUUUGUUUGAGUCUGCUGGCGGACCGCGGGCGCGUCACCGUUGUGCAAAUUAAAAAAAACAACAAUAAUAAUAUGUUGCCGUUGUCGUUGUUGUUGUUGUUGUCCAUCGGUGGAACAGUGAUAACGCACGGGUUCGGUCGCGCCAAUCAUCGGCCACAAUAAUACCGUUUUCCGACCUCGUCGGCUCAGCGGCUGUGACCACACCGGAAACUGGCGAAAAAAGCAAAAAAUAAAAUAUCAAAUUUAUAUAAAAAAAAUACUCUAAAACAACAGUAAAGUAAGCGUUUUUUUCAUUUUUACAAUUACUAUAAUCCGCGCACGGUUUAAAAAAACAAACCUACCAGGAAAAAUACCUACACCCAAUCGAGGAUGACACCGCGAUAAGGCCGCCGACGUUUACCAGUUAAAAUUUGAAAAAAAUCGUUUGAAAAUUGAAAGGGGAAAAAAUGAAACAGAAUCAAAACAUGGAAUGAUGAUGUCCUUAUCGGCAAGUCGCUAUUGUUGUAUUUAUCAUAAGACCAUGCCUGCGAAAACCAUGUGAUAUGGCUGGUGGCGGACAAUACCAAUCGAGUGGCCUGCACAAUUGGCGGCUACCCAGGCCACCAUGGACAUGGGCCUUGCACGUACUACUGUUAACGUGUUCCCUGUCCUUCCAGUCUGUCAGCUCGACAGUGAGUUGCGGUCCUGGAAUAAGAUCAAUUGGAGGAACCAUUCCCAAAGGCGACAUCGUCCUGGAGUACAAGAGCCAGACGCCGUUGAACAUAACGUGCGUGCUGGACGUGGACCACCCGAUGAUCGUUGGUCUGUUGAAGAACCACGAAGAUGAGGUGGACUACAGGAACAAACUCAGCCGCAACCUGGUGUUCUACAGGAACGCCGACCGGGUUGCCAAGGAGUAUGUGUCCGCGGUGGACUCGACAUCGGCCCGCCUGUUCAUCCCUGAACCGCCCGCCGGUCUGGACACGUAUCGGUGCGCGUUGCUGCUGAACGAUUCCCGGCGGGAAGAUCCGGGAACGACGACCGGCAACGACGACACCGGCGGCUUCCAGGCGUACACGGGCGGGGCCAACGACUCGUCCGUGUUCUCCACCGUGUCCCCCACUAGCCUGGAGACGAGCGGACCCCCUUCGCACGUCCCGGAUUCCGAGGUCGGCGUGUGCCUCAACAAGGUGGCUGUCGGAUACAAACCGUUGCCAAUCAAAAACUUCACUUGCAUCUCUUUGGGCUGGAUCAACUUGUCGUGCCACUGGAACAAACCGGACAAUCCUGUGAAAACCACUUACAAACUCACCUUCAAACUGCCCGGACGGGCUGGCGGCAGAAACCCAAUGGUUUGCCCUACCGAUUCGGACGCCAACGAAAACACCUGCUUCUGGGACUUGACCACAGCACCGAUAUACAGGGCGCCUUAUGAAUACUACAGCUUUACCAUAUCCGGCGAAAACGUAUUGGGCACGUUCAACGACAGUUUCCGGUUCCACCAUUAUGCUCACGUGAUACCGUUAAGUCCUACCAACAUAACGGUCAUCGAGAAAACCCAAUCCAGCGCCAUGUUAAGGUGGUACGUCGGUUCGAUGGCCCAUUUUCCAAGAGACUUGAUCCACAAGAUUGAAUACAAGUCCCAAUGGGACUCCAGCUCGGAAUAUUGGCAUUCUGUAAACGUGAGCGACAUAUGCAACACGACUUUGGCCGACGGACAGCUGUCGAAUUGCCGCGACACCGGUUUCUACUAUUACAACGUGACCGAUUUGGAAUAUCCGUUUACGCUGUACGAUUUUCGCAUUUACACCCGUUCGUCGGUGGCCAGAGGCGAAGAUAAAUGGUCGGCUCCCGGAUGCAUUACCCUCAAGACCAAACCCACGAUACCGAAAAGACCUCCUCGCGUGGACGUGGGCAGUUUCGAAUGCGUUCCUUCGUCGUCCAACAAAAAUUCCCGGGACGUGUUGAUCUAUUGGCAACACCUCGACGACAAAGAGAAAUGUGGCGAUUCGUUUGAAUACCGCGCCUACUACGUUACCAUGACCGCCGAUAACCAGACAGUUUACCAUCAGAGCAACGAAACGUACAAGACCUACGCAAAGUUCUCCGGUCUCAGCAACAACGUGGCUUAUUCGUUUGUAGUGUCAUCGGCCAACAAAGAAGGAGUUUCGGCCGAGAACUCGACCAUUUACGUGUCCAGCGAAACAGAAAAGAUCGACGAGCCGCUGUCGUUCACUAAAAUGGCUUUUAACGUUACUCCGCAAGUGUUUGAGCUGUCUUGGAAACACAACACCGGCCAAAAGUCCGAACGCCUGCUGACCGACUACACGAUAUUCUGGUGUGAGAACGACAAGGACCGACCGUACCAGUGCAACGGCUACAUGAACUGGGUGCACAUUCCUCGUUUGGAGUCCAGCUACAACGUGACGGUCAACAACAAUCAAAAUUACCAGUUUGCCAUUAGCGCCAACAGCCAGAGUCCGGCCCGCAGGAGUUUCGCCAGUCUUUACCACAACGGCCAGAGCAGCAGCAGCGGGAUGGUGUGGGCAUCGUGUACCGUCUUGCACAACAACAUCGUUGGGAAAAUGAAGAGCGUUUGGGUGAACAUGAUCGGAUCGACGUUCAUGGAACUCCGAUGGAAACUCGACUGUUCCGACAGGAUUGGAGCCGUCUUGGGAUUCCGCAUAUUCUACUGCCCUAUCGUGUCCAUCAAUAAUUCCGCUUGCAAAGAACCUCAGCUUAACAAGACCGUCAACGGCGAGACGGCACAAGGCGGUCGGGGCAACAUAACCAUGUUGAAACCUUACACCACUUACAUGGUGAUGAUAGCGUUGAUCACCAAACACGGCGAAGGUCUGCACAGCGAUCCGCUGCUCAACACCACGCUGGAAGGAGCGCCCGACGUGGAGGAUUUGCAAAUCAACGUGACCAACGUGACGAACAAGUCGAUAAACUUGCAGUGGUCCGCCCCGAAGAACAUGAACGGCGUGCUCAGAUACUACCAGGUGAACUAUUACUACGAGAACGUCGAAGCGUUUGCGCUGCCGGAUUCGAUGGAGCUGCCGUACGAAAUGCAACAAAUGUACCCGCAGCGUCCCGUUACGGUCACCGACAGAAAGUGUCGACUCGAAAACUUGGACAGUUACAGAUACUACAAGAUAUCCAUCAUGGCCUGCACCACCGUGUGUUCGGAACAUUCCAAACCCAUACAAGUGCAAACGGACAUCGGAGUGCCCGGCAAAGUGGACCAACCGACACCGCAGUUCAUAAACGACACCAGGGUGAACGUUAAAUGGCCGAAGCCGAUCAAACCGGCCGGUCCGGUGGACUUCUACCAGUUAUACGUCAUUCAUCAAAGCGGAUUGAACCUACAGAAGAACGGCGGCGUGUCCAAGUCUCUUGCUCAGACCCAAGAGAGCUCCAACGAUUUAUAUCACAAUUGCUACUCAAACGAAUGCGAAAUGACUAUACCGAACUGCAAAAACGACGAGAACAACGGCCAACAUACUUUCUCGUUUAUGGUGCGAGCCGUCAAUCGCAAUCCGCACGAUCCCCAUCAUCCGUUCUACGGCCAAUGGUCGUCACCUGGAUCCAUAGGCUGCGUUAUGAAGAGUCUUCCACUGGCGCUGCGUUUGGUCAUAUGGUCUUGUCUACUCAUAGUCUUGUCGACGGUAUGCGUUUACUGGGGCAACAGGAUCUGGAGCAAGUACAAAAUCAUGCACAACGUACAAGUAGUUUUGCCGCCGACGUUAAACACAAACUUCAAAUUUGAUCAUUACCACACCGACGACCCGAUCACCGAUCCGUUCUACGUGGAAGACGAUCACAUAAUAUACGACGAUACGUUGGCUUCGUCCACCGUAAUCUACAAUCCCACAUUGAACACGUCGUCCGUGUCGUGCCACAUCAACAGCACCGGAGGAAGUACCAACAGUUGUAACGGCGACCAAAACGCACAACGGUGGAGUCCGGCCACGGCCACUACGGUGGCGGUCAUGGACGACGACGACUCUUCGUCCAGCAAACAUCAGCUCAUUUUGCCGAGUACGCCGCCGGAACUGCGCGACAGUUGUUUCGACGACGACAGCCGCAGCAACGACAUUACGAUCAUAUCGGCUGCCGGACGGUUACCGUUGCACGUGGCGCCGGUCGUAGCUGCUCAAGACUUGGGCGACGACACGGUCAAGACGAUGGCUGCCAACGCCGACAUUCCGAUGUGUCAUCACGGCGAUAUUAAAGUAAUUAAUUGUGAUGUCGGUAAUGUACCAGCACGUUGUAAUAACUUUACGAUAAACAGUAUUGCUUUGCCUGAUGACAUUCAAACAGGACUGGCCGACGACAACGACGACCGACGACAGGACCACAACCAAGAACAAAACAACAACAACAACCAUGACGACCAGUUGAUAAACAACACGGCAACGUCGGACGACAAAUACAUUGGCGACGGCCAACAACAAACCGUAGUCUCCGGUGGCGCAAACUGUCAGGCCGUACCGACUCCCGCCACGACAGCGGCGGCCUACGUCAUGUUGGACAUGGUAACGGCCGCGGCCGCGACGGCAGCCGCAAAGUCCGGAGCGACAAGAUUUUAAAACGCUCCGGCUGUCGUCCUAUCGACAAUAUCAUAUUGAAUUGUUUUUUUUUUUUAAUUAAGUAUAAUAAUAUUAUGCUAAACUUAAGUCAUUAUAUAAUAUGUUGUGUACGUGUAUUACAACGAUACUCUUGUACGAUCAAAUUCACAUGUAUACCCCAAGGGUAGUAUUUCAUAUAAUAAUUGUAUUUAUAUUACAUUUUUAACGUUAAGAUUGUUUCGACGAGCCCACACAAAAUCUUUCUUGAGGAUUUUUAUUAUUACUUUAUUCCACGACGUUCGACCACAUAAUACAACGUCGACAACAUUUUUCUGACAAAUUCUAAUUUUGAAAAUCAAAAAAUUACAUGUCUACCUCUUUCUUGGUUUUUUUUUCUUAAAUCCUCGAUAUCAAAAUGUUUUUCAUAUUUAUGUAUGUAAAUAUUAUAUUCGAGUGAGAAACGCUUAUGGAAAUUUGUGUGCGCGUUAAAUGUGUUUAGUAAUAGCAAGUAAACCAAAAAAGAAAAAGAAAUUAAAAAACUAGUUUAUAUCGUAGUAAUAUAUUAUAAUAUUUUAUUUGUUGUUGUAAGAGAUAAGUGUAGUGUGCUCAAUGUAUAAAUAAUACAAUAAUAACAAUAUGCUCAGUCAGUCGUACGAUGUAAGUAGUUAAAUAGUUGUCAGACGGAAAAGAAUAAUUUGUCGUUUAAAAGAAUUUAACGGAUUUCUGGGGUUAUUAGUUUCUAUUUGGUUUCCGAAUAGUAAAAAAUUUUGACGUGAGAAUUUAUUUAACGGGUCCGACCGUUUGUAAUGACGAUAAAGUGAGAGAAACGUGUAUAAUAAUAUAUACAGUGUAAUAUGUAUAUAUUAUUGCCCGGUCUACGGUUACGUAAUAUUAUAACAAAAAAACAAAAAAAAGAUAUGGCCAAAAUGAAAAAGUCUUGUUUGUUUUUUUUUUAAUUUGUUAAGUAAAAAAUAUUAUAACGAAAUUCAAUAAUAAUAACAAAACAUUAUAUAUAAUAAUAAGGUAGUCAAAUUAUUUACACGUUAGUUUGUGUUUAAAGAAAUUCGGUUUUGUCAGCUUUACGACCAUGUUUGCACAUUACUCUUUGCCAUUUUUCUUAUUAUUAUUUUUAUAUAUAUAUUUUUUUUUUGUAUUCUUCAAAAUUUGACAAUUAUACUAUAUAUGCGUUUGCGUGUGUGUGUGUUUUUUUUAUAUAAUAUAAUAUUGCGUUAAUAUAAUAAUAUAUUUAAUAUAUUAGACGAUAUCGUCGUCGUCUCGGUAAGACAGACCAAACGUAGGAUGAUGUUUAGCUUUGUAUUAUAUUUUAUUAUUAUUUUUUUUUUUUUCUAUGAAAAUAGCUUAAUGUUUCGUUUCAUUUUAAUUUUGAUUAUUAUUUAUUUUUAUUUUAUCGAUAACAAAAAAAAUGUAUCGAAGUAUGUGUACUCGACUUUAUUAUAUGUAUAGUUUUUUUUUUUCUGCCGUUUUUGUUUAUACCAUAUAUAUUAUUAUUAUUAUUAUUAUUACGAUAUUAUUAUAAUGUUGUGUUUUACGAUGUAUCUUUAUUUACAUUGUCGUCGUGUGCCAUAAAGAUUGAUGAUGAC
Messenger RNA from Adelges cooleyi (spruce gall adelgid), 6659 nucleotides. RefSeq names its product cytokine receptor-like. Bases 1048 to 5079 code for a protein of 1343 amino acids. Gene Ontology annotation, molecular function: protein binding. The transcript has 23 exons. Lineage: Eukaryota; Metazoa; Arthropoda; Insecta; Hemiptera; Adelgidae. The record is from RefSeq and is a predicted model, not a curated record.